AGCCCCUUAACCCGUCCUGCUGCUGCCACCGCUGCCUCCACCGAAACUCCUCGCGUUUUCCCUCCCAGUCUGACCGUCCAGACCUUGCUCGACCGCAGCCCUCCGAUAUAGCUGCGUACCCGGCAGGUUGGACCAUAGAAAGCUGCACACCCUGGUGCUCUCCAGACACAGAACAUCAUGGCUGCGAAUCUGUAUAGCUAUUGUGUCGGUCCUAUGCCUAUCGACGACUUCCUUCACGAGUUCGUACCACGAAAAUCCACCCCAGAGACCCCCGAAUACACCUACGGUGUCAACGAGGACUGCAAAGAAGCGGACCUGUAUUCCAUCUUGCUUGACGGCGCGAAGUCCUUGAUACGCAAGCACCACCUCCUGGACUCCAGCAACAACCCCGACCAACUCGCGAAAUCUGGCGAAAAGCUGAAGCCCGACGCGAUGGCCUGUGGCGUAGGCGACGGUACAUAUAUAGGGGUCACCUUGGAAGGCAUCCAUAACGGCGACAAAGUCGCUCAGUCUCGCAAAGACGCACUCGGCGCUGAGGAGAAGCGUGAGAAGGACAUCUUCUGCGACAUGGCAAACCCCGAAUCUCGCGUCACGACGAAUAACAGCGAGUCGAUAGAUCAGGUCCUGCGAUACGUUGAGGAGAUCCACACACGCCAACCUCGCUGCUUCUCAUUCUUCCUCUUCUUCACAAAGCACUACUUCCGCCUCAUCCGAGCCGAUCACGAUGGUCUCAUCGUGACAGAUUGCACACAAUGGACUGGAAAGUUGUACCCGAACCGCCUGAACGACUUCUUCUUCCGCCUCGAUCACCUCAGCCGCGAGGAGCAGGGCUUUGACACGUCUGUUCGGGAGUCGGAUGAUGCGCAAGAGGAGGCUGUCGCCAGAGAUGCUCUCAAGUCCUAUAUCCCCGACGAGACUCAGAUCGCCGAGCCCAUUCGCAAGAUGGGUGUGCCUGUCAAGCAUGGCGAACCGGCGAUGGGGUUCCGCUGGUACUACAUCUGGGCACCAACUGUUCAACAGCGCGGGCUACGCGCGCGCGCGACCCGCGGCUAUCCAGCCUGGGAUUCGGAAGAGAAGAAGAUCGUCUGGAUCAAGGACUCGUGGCGGUCGAGCAACAAGCUCAUACCAGAGUCGGUGGUCAUUGAUCAGCUGAACGAGGCGAAAGUAGAGUUCGCGCCCACGCUCUUCUGCGGCGGCGAUCUCCCUGGGCCGACCCAGCAGACUCGAACACACGAGUUCGUCAACGCGUCGUGGAACAGGGGGCAGCGUAAGCCGCACCAUCCGCGCAUACACCACCGCCUGGCGGAAACAUUUGGGCGACCUCUAUGGGAGUUCGAGUCGUCGAAGCAUCUGCUUCAGAUAAUGCACGAUGUGUUCACCUGUCAUCGCAUGGCCGUAUCCAGGUGCCGGAAGCUCCACCGAGACUUCAGCGCCUGGAACAUCCUCUACGAUCCUAAAUCAAAGAGGGGUAUCUUGACGGACUGGGAUCUAUGCGCACCGAUGCCUAGAGUAGAGGCAUGCGAGAAGGAUCCGAACAUCAACUCUCUGGCGCAGAUACCGAACAGCUCUGGCCAACCCGAACGCACGGGAACGUGGAUGUUCAUGUCCGUAAAAAUCCAGGACAUGCACCCUCACCUGCAUACUGUCCAGGACGACCUGGAGGCCCUGUUCUGGGUGGGCGUAUACAUGAUCACGUUGUAUAUGCCCAUCCCAAGAGCGAACGCUCUCGCUAUCGUGGACGACGUGUUUCUGGCUUACAGUUUCGACAAUAUUGCCUCGAGUUCCGUCUCCCCGGGACUGGCUUUCUGGAUCGACUCCUACAAGCAGCUGAUCGCCGACUGGCUUCGUUAUCUGACCGCGCUCAAGAAGUACAGACCGGACGCGCUCCUUGACCCACCGGCUCCUACAGAUCUGCGCGAUUACGACAAGCUUGAUGAGAUUUGGAGGCGAAUACUUGAGCAGAGCGAAGCGGACAAGCGGGCUGACCUUCAGGCCGAAUUGAAAUGGGCUGAGGCGGCGAUGCGACGGGCGGAGAUGGAGCGGGGCAACCCCAGCGCGUCUAUCGAGUUGGGCCUCCAUCAAAACUACGGCGGGGGUACCUCGCAUAGCAACACCAUCCUUGAGCGCUCGGCGGUGACGAGGGAAGACGAGAAAGACGUCGAGGAGGAGGAGGAGGAGGAGGAGGAGGAGGAGGAGGAGGAGGAAGGGGCGGAGGAAGGGGCGCACAAGGAGUUCACGGAGGAGCAUGACGAAGGGGAGAACGCGGAGGCGUCUGACUUACGGUCUCCCUCCCGUUUGGCACCGCUCCCUGCGGGCGAAGACGCGGGCAUGAGAUUGAACAGCUGGGAGGAGACGGUUGUGGCACACGAAACGAACGAGCAGGAAGCGGGGCGCGCGGCGAAGCGACAAAGGACUUCGUCGGCGGGAGCCUUCAGACGCACUUCUCUGUCCGACCCGGAAUCGUCUGGGCUGACGUCGCCGCGUAACCGCAAGAACUCGACGCUGCAGUAGGUGAUUGAGGCGUGAUGGAUUUGAUGCCAGUUGUUGGGUGGGGACAUUCGCAUAGUAUUUGUUGCACAGGCUGCGGAUUCACUUGUGUUCAAUACGCGUAUGUAUUUUCGAUGGGCAGGUCUUCAGGGAUGUUCUUGUAAUAUUGCAUACUCCUCUGUCCCUAUGAGCAACCACGUUAUCCGCAUGGUGCGCGUCUGCGUCAGAAUCGCGCGCUGCAGAUGCGCAUUAGAGGCCAG
Molecule: messenger RNA, 2747 nt
Organism: Schizophyllum commune H4-8
Lineage: Eukaryota; Fungi; Basidiomycota; Agaricomycetes; Agaricales; Schizophyllaceae
Exons: 6
Coding region: 178-2511 (777 amino acids)
Source: RefSeq, a predicted model, not a curated record